Molecule: messenger RNA, 599 nt
Organism: Spirodela intermedia
Lineage: Eukaryota; Viridiplantae; Streptophyta; Magnoliopsida; Alismatales; Araceae
Source: the annotation of a GenBank genome assembly
AUGAACAGAUUUCUACUUGAUGAGAAAGCGAAAGUGAAGAUAGAGGUAGUUUAUGUUCAACGAGUCAAGUUUAGUCCACAAACUUCCAGUUGUAAGCCAAAAACCCUUGCACAUUGUUUGUAAAAAGUUAGUUGAUCAAUACAUAGAGAACAUUCUUGCCAGUUCCCAGAAUGGAAAGUAUUUAUAACAAUUGGAACAGACUUUCAUUACCCUCACCAUAGGCUUAUAAACGAAAAGAGCCACUUGAGGAAACCAAUAUUCUGUAAAAUUAAUUGGUUAGUACUCUGAUAAAACUCUCAACUACAUGUCAUUACUUUAACACAAUACAUCCAACCAAAGAUUGCUAGUUGGAAAGUAUCAUCCAAUUUGGCACAAUCUUUACACCACUCAAUUAAGAAGAUUUACAGGCCGCAGGCAAAUACUCCCGAAAUUUGCAUUUUUGCUACACUCCCAAAAUUUUCAUUUUAGUAUUGUUUGUUCUGACCUCAAAAGCAAAGUGCAAAAUGUUCCAGGGAGGGACAUGGGGACGUAAAAAGGAAAGAGAGGGAUGGGGUUUCUCUCGCUUUUGGCAUAGCAGGCCUCUCACUGGGCAAUGUUGA